This is a messenger RNA of Hippopotamus amphibius kiboko, 1213 nucleotides long. It is a transcript of the gene FBXO16, whose product is annotated as F-box protein 16. Gene Ontology annotation, molecular function: protein binding. Lineage: Eukaryota; Metazoa; Chordata; Mammalia; Artiodactyla; Hippopotamidae. The record is from RefSeq and is a predicted model, not a curated record.
GCUAGAGGCUUGAAGAGAAACACGAACCAAAAGAGGUGUAGUUUUUCUUAUGGAAGAAUAUCCAGUUAUUUCAUGAUGGCAUUUGCAUCUCCAAAAAACACAGAUGGUCCCAAAAUGCAGACAAAGAUGAGUACCUGGACACCUCUAAACCAUCAGCUUUUGAAUGACCGGGUAUUUGAAGAAAGAAGAGCUCUGCUUGGAAAAUGGUUUGACAAAUGGACAGACUCUCAAAGGAGAAGAAUCCUGACAGGCCUGUUAGAACGCUGCUCCCUGUCACAGCAAAAAUUCUGCUGUCGAAAGCUUCAGGAAAAAAUUCCAGCAGAAGCUCUGGAUUUUACUACCAAGCUUCCAAGGGUGUUAUCUUUAUAUAUCUUUUCUUUCCUGGACCCCCGAAGCCUUUGUCGUUGUGCACAGGUGAGCUGGCACUGGAAGAACUUAACUGAACUGGAUCAGCUCUGGAUGCUCAAAUGUUUACGGUUUAACUGGUACAUCAAUUUCUCUCCAACUCCCUUUGAGCAGGGUAUAUGGAAGAAGCACUAUAUUCAAAUGGUGAAAGAACUCCACAUUACCAAGCCCAAGACACCUCCAAAAGAUGGGUUUGUGAUUGCUGAUGCUCAACCAGUUACAAGCAGUUCUCCUUCCUCAGCUUUCCGGUCCUCUUUAAGAAAGAAGAGCCACCCAGGGGAGAAAGAACUCCCACCCUGGCGAUCCUCUGACAAACAUCCAACUGAUAUUAUUCGCUUCAAUUACCUGGACAACUGUGACCCCAUCGAGCAAAGCUGGCAAGGAAGAAGGAAAAGACAUGAAAUGACCCCAGAGUUCAACCGACAGUCACGUGAUAAGAAAAAUAAAUUGCAGGCCAGAUCUAAACUAAGGAAAGCACAGUCACUGAUAUCCCUAAGCGCAGAGCCCAGCUCCCCCGUACACGUUCCAGCUCAUCUUGCUUGGCUUCCUCAUCGGCCAUUUGGGCUCCCACCCACCGAAGCAGCAACGAAAACUCUCAUGAGCAUCUCCAGAGACACUCUGGGCUUCAAUCGUUACCCCAGGCCUUCCAGCCAAAGCUGAUUUAAAAAAUGAGAGAGGAUUUUUCUAGAAAUGACAAGAUGCUCUACAAGGAGAGUUGGAUGUUACUUGGCUCCUCUAUUAGAAACAGUUUGGGCACCUUAUAGUGAAUGUGAGUCCUACAGUAUUUCAGUAAAAGGUAUUCAUGGCA